Messenger RNA from Durusdinium trenchii, 507 nucleotides. Lineage: Eukaryota; Dinophyceae; Suessiales; Symbiodiniaceae. The record is from the annotation of a GenBank genome assembly.
AUGCAGUGGGCACUUUUGUUGGCGUUAUGUUUGCCUGCAUGGGGACGGGUCUCCUCCAUCGCAGCAACUGGCAACCCUCAUGCUCCACAGUGUAGCACUGGUGAUUGCGAAUGCCAAGCGCAGCGAUUGGAUCUCCACUUGGCAAACUUAGUGCCGUUCCUACCAGUCCAGGCAGACUCCUUCAUUGGAAUGGAAGAACAUGAAGUCCAAGGCCUUAAGGUGAACCUCUACAAUUUCAAGCAGCCAGCACGACUGAGCGAGCUUCAGCUGCCCUUCAAGCUCCUCUUGUUGCGAUCUGUGGAUCUCACAGACACUCAGCUCUAUGAGGUGCCAAUGAAGCAAGCUGUGGAUUCGUGGUUCCCAGGCUUUGCAUGGUCGAUUCUUCUUUGCAAGCGCUGUCAGGGGCGUCACCUUGGAUGGAAGUUCACCCCAACAUCAACCACCGACGGCUCUGCGUUCUAUGCGCUGAUUGUGGAAGCUGCAAAGGAGGCCAGGAAAAGGAAGUAG